AUGGCCUGGAUCAGCAAUAUCUCCUGGUUUAAUCACUUCACUCUACAUGAAGAACGUUUCAGGAGGUACCUAAACAGCACUGAGGAUUACUUAGCCUUCCUAUGUGGGCCCAGACGGAGCCAUCUGUUCUUGCCCAUGGCUUUGGUGUACACCCUGAUCUUUGUUGUUGGAGUGGUAGGUAACUUCUUAGUUUGCCUGGUAAUCCUCAAGCACCGGAACAUGAAGACUCCAACCAAUUACUAUCUCUUCAGCCUCGCUGUCUCAGACCUGCUCGUGCUGCUUUUUGGGAUGCCACUGGAAGUCUACGAGAUGUGGAGUAACUACCCCUUCUUGUUUGGGCCCAUUGGCUGCUAUUUCAAGACGGCACUCUUUGAGACGGUGUGUUUUGCCUCCAUCCUCAAUGUGACCACAGUCAGCGUGGAGAGAUACAUUGCCAUCCUCCACCCUUUUCGUGCCAAGCUGGAGAGCACUCGCAAGCGUGCCCUGAGGACCAUCGUGGUGCUCUGGGUCCUGUCCAUUCUCUUCGCCCUCCCCAACACAGGCACCCACGGCAUCAUGCUGCAGUAUUUCCCCAAUGGCACCUUGGUCCCUGGCUCUGCUACCUGCACCGUAGUCAUGCCCAUGUGGAUCUACAACUGUAUUGUACAGAUUACUUCCUUUCUCUUCUAUGUGCUGCCUAUGGGGGUAAUAAGUGUGCUGUACUAUCUGAUGGGGCUAAGA
Cariama cristata (Red-legged seriema) is the source of this 720-nucleotide messenger RNA. It is a transcript of the gene NMUR2, whose product is annotated as neuromedin U receptor 2. Gene Ontology annotation, cellular component: plasma membrane. The transcript has a single exon. The annotation marks the transcript as partial. Lineage: Eukaryota; Metazoa; Chordata; Aves; Cariamiformes; Cariamidae. Gene Ontology annotation, biological process: G protein-coupled receptor signaling pathway. The record is from RefSeq and is a predicted model, not a curated record. Gene Ontology annotation, molecular function: neuromedin U receptor activity.